GCUUUCAAUCAACCUGGGCUUGCCUUGAACCGAGCAACAUGGCUUUUCCCGUCCACAUAAAAUGCUCAUCUCCUCUUUCACUCACUGUCUCUGGAAUUAGGGUUUCGCUUCUUGUUCGUUGUUCGUAGCCCUCGCAGCCGGAUCCCGACUCUCCAAGAUGCCGUCUCACAAGACCUUCAGAAUCAAGAAGAAGUUGGCGAAAAAGAUGAGACAGAACAGGCCAAUUCCUCACUGGAUCCGUCUUAGGACUGACAAUACUAUCAGGUACAAUGCGAAGCGAAGGCACUGGCGCCGCACUAAGCUCGGGUUUUGAGGUGUUUUGCAUGUGAUUUUCUCUUCAUCCUUCGCAAUUGUUUUGGACCUAUUUAAGCGUUAGUUAUGGAGAAGACGAAGAAUAUAGAGCUAGAUUUUUGAAUUUUUUGCCUCUCAAUUAAGAACUUGUCGAAGAGAAACUCGUGUAGUUUGUAGCUUUAAUUCUGUGCUAAACUUAUGUCUCGAGUGAAGUCAAUUCCGAAGUUAAUCUUGUGUUCGUUUCGAUCGAUACUAUUCUAGUUCAGUUUGGUGCCAUUUCUUCUAACUCAUGUGCAGAGUUAUAUUAUGAUCAUGAUCGUUCAAGUA
Molecule: messenger RNA, 618 nt
Organism: Benincasa hispida (wax gourd)
Lineage: Eukaryota; Viridiplantae; Streptophyta; Magnoliopsida; Cucurbitales; Cucurbitaceae
Product: Ribosomal protein L39 family protein
Biological process (GO): translation
Cellular component (GO): cytosolic large ribosomal subunit; ribosome
Molecular function (GO): structural constituent of ribosome
Source: RefSeq, a predicted model, not a curated record